AUGCAACCAAUCACACGAAGCAUCCCUUCAUACCUUUCCCGCGCAACCCGGGCUCAAACCUCUCUUCCAUCCUUCGCUCAAACCCAAUCCGGAAAGUUCAUCCACACCACAUCCCCACGGAACAACCCCCCCACCAGCCCCAUCACCAAACCCGCCCACCCCUUCCCCAUCGUCCAACGCAACCCCCGCAUCGUCGUCGGCGUCACCGGCGCCACCGGCACCGUCUUCGCCAUCCGCCUCCUCGAAAUCCUGCGGCACCUCGACAUCGAAACGCACCUGAUCCUCUCCAAAUGGGCGCAAGCAACCAUGAAAUACGAAACGGACCUAUCGUGGGAGCACAUGCAGUCGCUGGCAACGAAGGCAUACGCGAUGAAGGACAUGGCGGCGCCGCCGUCCAGCGGCUCCUUCCUGCACGACGGCAUGAUCGUCGUGCCGUGCUCGAUGAAGACGCUGGCCGCCGUGCGCGCGGGGUACUGCGACGACCUGAUAUCGCGCUCCGCCGACGUGUGCCUCAAGGAGCAGAGGAAACUGGUGCUCGUCGUCCGCGAGACGCCCCUGAGCGCGGUGCAUCUCGAUAAUAUGGCCUUCUUGCAGAGGGCCGGCGCGACGAUUUUUCCACCCGUGCCGGCGUUUUAUACGCGUCCGAAGACGAUUGCGGAUUUGAUUGAUCAGAGUGUGGGGAGGAUGCUGGAUUCGUUGGGGAUCCAUGUCGGGGGGUUUGAGCGGUGGGAGGGCAUGCGCAAGUGA
Molecule: messenger RNA, 747 nt
Organism: Lasiodiplodia theobromae
Lineage: Eukaryota; Fungi; Ascomycota; Dothideomycetes; Botryosphaeriales; Botryosphaeriaceae
Product: Phenylacrylic acid decarboxylase protein
Exons: 1
Coding region: 1-747 (248 amino acids)
Molecular function (GO): carboxy-lyase activity
Source: RefSeq, a predicted model, not a curated record